Asparagus officinalis (garden asparagus) is the source of this 1204-nucleotide messenger RNA. Its product is annotated as cytochrome P450 710A11-like. The record is from RefSeq and is a predicted model, not a curated record. The transcript is spliced from 2 exons. Gene Ontology annotation, molecular function: monooxygenase activity; oxidoreductase activity, acting on paired donors, with incorporation or reduction of molecular oxygen; iron ion binding. Lineage: Eukaryota; Viridiplantae; Streptophyta; Magnoliopsida; Asparagales; Asparagaceae. Gene Ontology annotation, biological process: sterol metabolic process. The coding region runs from base 30 to 1121 and encodes 363 amino acids.
GAUCUCACUUCUCUCACUGCAAAACCAAAAUGGAUAUCUUCUUCCUCGUGUCAAUCUUCCUCUCCUCCCUCCUCCUACUCAUCCUCCUCCAACAACUCUCCUACCUCCGCAAGAAGGGCCCACUCCCCGGCCCCACCUUUAUCGUCCCCUUCCUCGGCUCUGCCAUCCCCAUGGUCCUCAACCCAACCAAGUUCUGGUUCGACCAAGCCACCUCAGCGAAGCCCACCGGCUUCUCCGCUAACUUCCUUGCUGGCAAAUUCAUCCUCUUCGUCCGUUCCACCGACCUCUCCCACAAAAUCUUCGCCAACGUCCACCCCGACGCAUUCCACUUCAUUGGCCACGCAUUCGGCAAGAAGCUCUUCGGCGAACACAAUCUAAUCUACAUGUUCGACCAGCCACAUAAAGAUCUUCGUCGGAGAAUCGCGCCCAAUUUCACGCCGAAAGCGCUAUCUACUUACAUCCAAGUCCAGCACAAUGUGAUCGUUUCUCAUUUGAGACGCUGGGUGGAGAUGUCUGGACAUGAGAAGCCGAUUAAGCUCCGGUUCUUGUGUCGAGACAUGAAUCUUGAGACUUCGCAGACGUCUUUCGUUGGGCCGUACUUGACCCCGUCGGCAAGGACCCAGUUUAAUGUUGAUUAUAACCUUUUUAACGUCGGACUAAUGGCGUUCCCUUUGGAUUUGCCUGGGUUUGCUUUUCGCAACGCUCGGCUAGCGGUCAAUCGACUGAUCAAUACGUUGUCGAGCUGCGUGUGGAAAAGCAAGAAGGAAAUGAAGGCGGGAAAAGAGCCGAGCUGCUUAGUUGAUUUCUGGAUGCAAGAAACGAUGAAAGAAACCACGGAGGUUAGCGAUGCUGAAAUUGGAGGUCAUCUCUUCGACUUCCUCUUCGCCGCACAGGACGCAUCGACAUCAUCCCUUCUUUGGGCGGUAACCUUACUCGAAUCUCACCCAGAGGUUCUGGAUCGAGUGAGAAAAGAGGUCGCGGUGAUUUGGUCACCCGAAAGUGGUGACCCGAUCACCGCUGAGCAGAUACGCGAGAUGAAGUAUACGGAGCAGGUGGCGCGGGAAGUCCUGAGAUUCCGCCCCCCCGCGACGAUGGUGCCUCACAUUGCCGGGGUUUACUGAACCAGACCGGUUCGACCCGGACCGGUUCGGUGAGGAGAGACUGGAGGACCGAGUUUUUAAGAGGAACUUUUUGACAUUUGGAA